UUCCGGUUUUUGCUUUUCUUGAGGGGACAUGUUUUCCACAAUGUAAGCAAAACCAGACAGACACACAAACAAACACACACAAUGUUAAUUGCAGCGUUAAGAAGAAUAUAUUCCAAUCCAUCAUCAAUAAUACAAUAAUUUGAGGAAAUGAUUUGAGUUUAGCUUAGCGGUUCUACGAUUUCUGUGGCUCUAUGAGGACCUUGUAAAAGACAAACAGUGACGUCACUUAAGAGGAAGUUGUUGUUGGUUGGUUGCAUUUUUUGUUUGGAGAGAAGACAGACACCUGUUGCGUAUGUAGGCUAGUCUAUACACAAGCGAAACAGUUUAAGAAUCGAGUUUGGUUUAAAAGGUGGUGAUUAUAGAGCUUGUUUAACUUUGUUCGAGUCGCAGUCAUAAACGAGAACAGCUUGGACAGGUAGACAGGAAGUGAAGAAUGGGUCAGGUGCGUUUCACAGCCUCCAUCGUUGGGUUUCUCUGUUGUCUGUCUGUUCUAAACGCGUGUGAGUGGGACUCAGACACGGACGUCGAGCAGGGUCUAGAUUUGAGCUCAUUUGAUAACGGCGCGGCUUACCUGGCUUACCUGCCGGACAUCUCGGACAAAGAGCAGUGCCAGAAUGCUUGCUGUGAGAGGGAAGAAUGCCAGAUCGCUCUGAUCGGGACUCCUGCGGACGACGGCAGUCCAGAAUGCCGCCUGGUCAACUGUUUGAAAGACGGCAAAGACGUGUGUGUUUUGACCCAGAGCACACAGUUCAAGGUGUACCGCAAGAUCCGGGAUACCGCUGAGCAAAAACACCAAAGCGAGGCUGAUGUUCGCUCUGGAAACACAGAUCUCUGCCGUCUCCCAAGUGCAGUGGGAAAAUGCCGCGCUGCUUUCCCACGAUUCUAUUACGAUGUCACCAAUCAGACCUGCAAGCAGUUUAUCUAUGGCGGCUGUGAUGGCAAUGAUAAUAACUUUAAUACCCAGGAGGAAUGUGAGGCGUCCUGUAGUGGGGUGACGGGUUCUGUUCUUACGGACUCGCAUUCUGUCGCUCAACGCAGCAGAAUGUCCAUACCCGAAAACAACUAUGAUGUUGAACCCAAGGCUCUUCCAGAGAUGACAUCAGAGGAAUUCCAAGACAAGUGUCUGGCUGAAGCACAGACCGGACUCUGCAGAGCCUCCAUUAGACGCUAUCACUACAACAAUGGCAUCUGUCAACCUUUCAUCUAUGGAGGCUGCGGUGGCAACCAGAACAAUUAUGAAACUGAGGAAACAUGCAUGACGACCUGCACAGUGAGGCUCAUUCCCAGCAACCAGAAGGCAGAUGUCAUUCCCUCUACUCCUAUCCCUGACAACCUCCCCAGCUUUGAAGAAGCUUGUGCUCUGCCAUCCGAGUCCGGCCCAUGCCGUGCAAGCUUCCGUAUGUUUUACUUUGAGGCCAGCACUCAGUCUUGUAAGCCAUUCAUCUAUGGAGGCUGCAGGGGAAACCUAAACCGUUAUGGUAGUGAGGAAGAGUGCAUGUCAUCUUGCCAUGGGAAAGAGGGGAGGUUUGAUGAACAUGGUCAUCUCAAACGUGGCCGCUGGACUCCAGCCUUCUUCCUAGUGGCCACCCUGGCCAUCAUGUCUGCCCUACUUCUGGUAGGUUUGAUCCUGAUCGCAGUGCGCAGAAACUCCCAGAAACAGUUUAUCACACUGGAUGACAAGGAGGAGUUACUGCCUGAAGAGGACCCGGUGUCUUAUGAGAAGCUACCCAAAGUGGUUUCCAACUAAAGCCGGAUGCCUUUCAGUGUCUGGUACAAACUUCCAUCUCAUCACACUCCAGCUUUCAGAUCAAUUAAAACCCACUGAGAAUUUAAGUUAAGUUCCAAUUUGAGUACAUUUUCUAAGAUUUUAAAUUAUCAACAAAGAGCAUUAUACAUAUGAUACAUGCAAUCUGCAAAUGUCUUCCACAAAUGAGGAAGCAGUUAAGUAUAACGUGCAUGUUUCAUGGUUAAAUGGGAUAUUCUACACUUUUUGUUUAAUUGUAAAAGUGGGAGAUAUUGUUCUAUACUUCGGUGAGUUGAUUGAAAUACUUCUGUUACCUUCUUUGUCAUCUGUCACUUUUUAUGGUUAUACACAUGAAGUAAAUCAGCUUUCAGGGAUAUAUUUAUCACAAACGUAAUGACAAAGAAUAUGAUUAAUAAUGGAGUGGUUUCCCAUAAACUGUUUUGACUUCACUUACAUGUAUAUGUUUCUAUACAUUUAUACAUAAGAAUAAUUCAUUGAUGAUUUUUUUUAAUGGCUUAUAACAACAAGCAUGGCACAUUUUUUCUCUAGAUUUCAUUGGUGAGAAUGAUCCUAUGAAUGUCAAAAUAUAUCUGUAGCAAAAUGCAUGCUUAAAACUGAAUGCCUUUUAACUGAACUGUAACUGUUUUAUUCAUACCAGCCUAUAUUUUUUUCAAGCAUUGUUAUUUUCAAAUCUUCAACAAUAAAGGUAAUUCAAUCAGUUA
Molecule: messenger RNA, 2466 nt
Organism: Pimephales promelas (fathead minnow)
Lineage: Eukaryota; Metazoa; Chordata; Actinopteri; Cypriniformes; Leuciscidae
Gene: spint2
Product: serine peptidase inhibitor, Kunitz type, 2
Molecular function (GO): serine-type endopeptidase inhibitor activity
Source: RefSeq, a predicted model, not a curated record